GGCCAAGACGCCUCCUCUACAGGUGCUCCUUAGCUAUCCUGCUCUCCAGGUCUUUACUAGGCCCUAGGGCCGUCGGAGCGAGUGAUUACACAGUGGAUAAGCUAUCACCAAGUGCUUAGAAUGUUCGAUUAAGUGGAAGGAAUGUGAAGGAAGUGCGUGUGAUCAAAUUAUGUGCUGUUCAAGAAGUCGUGGUCCGCAAGAGCCCUCGUCACCUUUCUCCAGCAGCUGAUUCAUACAGGAUGGAGGUGGGCGUGUUGGUGGUGAUGGUUGUGGCGACGGUGGCGACGACGGGGGCGCAGAAGCUCAACAGGGCGCCUCAGUUCCUGCAUGGUGGUGACAUGGACAGGUUCUCCCUCAGGGAAGACACGCCGGUGGGGUCAUCGGUGUACACACUAAGGGGUCGUGACCCCGAGAGCACACCGGUGUCAUUCUCCGUCUCCGGUGACUACCUGAGCGUGGACAGGAACUCUGGCGUGGUCACGCUUGUUCACGCCCUGGACCGGGAGACCACGCCCAUGAUCGACGCCAUCAUCACCAUCACAGACGAGCGCGUGUUCGGAGAUGAGCCCAACACAGUGCCCCUGCGUCGGGAGAUCCCCAUCUUGGACGUGAACGACAACACGCCGGUGUUCCACGGGCAGCCGUAUACUUUCGCUGUGCUGGAAUCAUCCUCACCUGGCUCCACUCUCUUCUCCAACAUUAAUGUUACCGACGCCGACGGAGGCGCCAAUGCCGAGGUCAAACUCCGCUGUGUCCAGGAGGAGACCCCGGAGGCGUGCGCCAAGUUCGAGGUGCGGGAGGCGAGAGUGGCUGAAGGGGAGUAUGUGGGCAUCAUCUCUCUCAAGGUGCUCCUCGACUACGAGACGGAGAGGCUCUACACUAUGGUGGUGCGGGCGUCGGACGGAGGACCGGAGAAGCGCCUCACUUCCACUGCGACAGUGAUGAUCGAAGUGAAGGACGUGCAGGACCAACCUCCCAUCUUCCUCAAUGCCCCUUUCAGCGCCACCGUCAGGGAAGCCAGCUCGCCUGGCACGUCGGUGCUAGAGAUCCGUGCCCGCGAUGGUGACCUCGGGGAGCCGCGCCCCCUCACCCUCUCCCUGCAGGGGGAUGACUCUGGCUACUUUACCUUAUCAGAUGUACAGAACCUGGAAGAUGGCUCUCUCACUGCCACUCUCUCCACGUCCGAGGUCGCCCUUGACCGAGAGGACCCGCUCAUCCUCAAUAAUGGAGGACUCUACACAUUCAGUGUCCGGGCUCAGGAGCAGGGCGGAGAGGCUGCGGUGUCCCAGGUCACCGUUGUGGUCACGGACGUGGACGACCAGAGACCUGUCUUCAGCCGGGACCAAAUCUCUAUCAUGGUCCCGGAGGAUAUUGCUGAUGGGACACCCCUGCCUGGCCUCAACCUGGUGGUGACUGACGGCGACGUAGGGGAGAACGCUCGCUUCUCCCUCGCCCUGGAGGACAUUUUCGGCUCUCGGGGCGUCUUCUCCAUCUUUCCCGAGACUGCCGUCGGCCGAACUCCUGUAAUCAUCAAGGUUGCCGACUCCUCAAGGCUUGACUUCGAGAAUCCAGAUGCCUCUAAUUUCGUCUUUAAAAUUGUGGCGAGUGAGGGAGGAGUUGCUGUGUCGGCUGCAGUUAUCAACAUCACCGUCACAGAUGCCAAUGACAACGCUCCAGUCUUCCGUCAACCCUCCUACAGGUUCAAUGUGAGUGAAGGUGUUGGCCCCGGGUACCUCGUCACGACACUCCACGCUAAUGACUCGGAUUCUGGCGUCUUUGGAAGGCUCAGCUACAGUCUGAAAGGCUUUGGAGCUGAGAAAUUCCGAGUGAACAACAGGUCUGGCGAGAUCUUCCUGGCCAACUGCGGCCUGGAGACAUGUCUGGACUACGAGCGCCAGAAGACGUUUUCCCUCACAUACUCAGCCACUGAUGGGGGUGGUAAGGUGACAUCUGUCAACAUCUUCAUUGAUGUGCAGGACGAGAACGACAACUCGCCAGAGUUUUCCCGAAGGGAGUACCGCAGGACGGUCGAUGAGGGGGCCAUAGCCUUCGACCCCCCACUCUUUGUCAAGGCGACAGACAUUGACGGAGAGAACCAAGGUGAUGGUACGGUGUUCUACUCCCUGCAAGAAGGCAACACCGAUGAUGAGGCCUUCUUCGUGGAGCCGAUCAGUGGUGAGGUGACCAUCCAGCGGGCUCUCACCUACCUUGAUACGCCUACCUCCACCUACACCCUCACUAUCCGUGCUACUGAUGCAGGUGAGCCCCGGCGACACAGUGACGUCAGAGUGUUCGUCACUGUCGGGCGGGAUACGAAUCGGCCUCCAAGGUUCCGUCAGCGGGCGUAUGAGGCCCAUGUGCUGGAAGAUGCCCCAUUAGGAACGAGUGUAGUGCAAGUGUCAGCUAGCGACCCUGAUGGGGCCGAUGAGGGGCUUACAUAUGUGCUGAUGGCAGGGGCCAGGGACAAUUUUGUCAUGAAUGACACCACUGGGGAGAUCAAAGUUGCUCCAGGUGCCUCCCUUGACCGUGACCUCAACCCCAAGUACCAGGUUGUGGUGGGAGCAGUAGACAGUGGAGCCAGCACCAGGCAGACAGCCACCACCACCGUCACCAUCCUUCUCACCGAUGUCAACAACAAGCCUCCCAAGUUUAACCAGGACUCGUACACGCAAUAUGUAAGCGAGAGGUUGCCAGCUGGAGAGAAGGUGGUAACAGUGAGGGCCACUGACCUUGACUUGAAUGCUGACCUCAUCUAUGAAAUCACUCAGCCCGUCAUGGCUAGGGACAAGACAGGCGUCACCCUUACGUCGUCCUCACCCUAUGACUACCUCUCUGCCUUCAGUAUCAAUGGGAAGACGGGCGAGGUGGAAGUGUCCGGGGCUCUGGACCAUAAUGCUGCAGCUGUCAUCAUCCUCACUAUCACAGUCACCGACAACAAUGCCUCCGCAGCCUUCCCCAACCAAACCGACACAGCUGAGGUAACCAUGUAUGUGCAGGCGUUCAGCGACCAGAACCCAAUAUUUGCUCCUCCUUGGACUCCAGCUCGGCCCCAGCUUGAGGUCACCGUCAAGGAGGAGCAGGAACCUGGCACCAUUGUCUUCUCUGUCACUGCCAAAGAUCCUGUCACAGGUCAGCCUGUGAGGCGGUAUGAGAAGGUGACGGGGUCGGACCACGGAGAGAUGUUCACUGUGGCGCCCAUCACUGGUCAGGUCUCGCUCAACUCUCGCCUUGAUUAUGAAGCAUCACAAACUAAAACAACAUCACUGCAGGUGCUGGCUAUCGCUGGUGAUCGUUCCAGUCAGGCUACUGUCAUUGUCAACAUCGAGGACGUUAAUGACAACAGCCCGAUCUUCACAGAAAACGAGUACCAUGCCCGACUGGCCGAGGAUGCCCGCUUCCCCAAAUCUGUAUUGACAGUGAAUGCAACUGAUGCAGACACUGAGGAGCGAGGACAGGUGAUCUACUCUCUUGGUGGCGAGGGAGCUCUCCUCUUCGUGAUCAAUGAGACCACCGGAGAGAUUGUUGUGGCUCGUGGGGCACAGCUGGACCGGGAGACGACACCCACCAUCACCCUGGAGGUGACGGCCCACGACACUCCUCAGGGAGGCAUUAGCCAGCGCAAGACAACUGUCAUUGUGGAGAUAGAAUUGACAGAUGUGAACGACGAGUCCCCCAAGUGGAGUGAGUCAUCCUACACGGCAGUGGUGGCGGAGAACACAGGGGUGGGGAGCCCUGUUACCACUGUGCUGGCCACAGACCCGGACCUUGGUGUCAAUGGCAUCGUCCGUUACCAGCUACCGGAGCCCCAGGAAGAGGUCGAUGGGCUCUUCUCUCUGGCUGCCGAAACUGGUGUGUUGUCAGUCCGAGCCCCCUUGAGUGGUAAGGGCCGCACCGAGCCUUAUGAGCUAACGGUGCGGGCUCUUGAUCAAGGAUCUCCCCAGCAGUAUUCCGAGGCCACCAUCAGGCUCUUCAUUGGUGAUGUCUCAACCAACGACGGCGUCCCCACCUUCAAGCGCCCUGCACCUAAUGAGGGGGCGAGUGUAUUGGAGAACUCCAAAGUUGGGACAGCAGUGUUCCAGGUCGAGGCUGAGGACCCAGAUGACCCAAAUACACCCAAUGGAAAGAUCGUGUACUCCUUCCUCGAUGACGGCAGCAAUGAUGGGGUCUUUGACAUUGAUCCUACAACAGGGAUGAUCAGCACUCGGGUGGAGCUUGACCGGGAGAUGCGCGAGCAGUACACAGUGGUAGUUGUAGCUCAGGACCUGGGCCGACCCCCACAGCUCGCUUCUCGCCUCCUCGUUAUCAAUGUCACCGACUCUGAUGACAACACUCCGGUCUUUGUCAGGCUCCAGGGAGGCAAACCGCUGGAGCUGGAGGUGGAGGAGGAGGCAGCCCUGGGUACGCUGGUGGGGUACGUGUCGGCUGUCGACAACGAUAGCGGCAACAAUUCCCUUGUCGACUACCGCAUCAUAGAUGGCAACAAUGAUGGCUUGUUUGGGGUGAACAGAACCUCGGACAACAGUGGCAUGAUCUAUGUCAAGGGACAUGUUGACAGGGAAGAGGUCGAGUCUGUUACUCUGACAUUGCUGUGUGGCAAGCUUGGCAGGAGGAUGCCCAGCAGGAAGACCUACGACCCGGCCAACCCUGCAAUGAUGCAGGUGCACAUUGUGGUAAAGGACCUGGAUGACAACAAACCCAUGUUCAUGAAGGCGGUGGUGACGGCGGGAGUGAGGGUGGACGAGGCACUUCAGGCAGAGGUGGUGAGGCUGCAGGCAGAGGACAAGGACCCCACUGCCCUCCCCAUCAGGUACAGCCUUCACAACAUCAGUUUCUCACACAUUGAGGACUCAGUGGAGCUCCUGCCUGAUGAGGAAGUGAAUGCUACGGGUGUCUUCCUUUUGGAAGAAUCUUCGGGUGUGUUACGAACCAAUGCACCCCUCACUCGCUAUGCCCAUGGUAUCUUCACAGCCUUUGUCACUGCCUACUCUGCACCCACUGAUGAACCAGCAAUUGCCCAACUCACGAUCUAUGUGUUGCGUGACUCAGACCUGAUGCGGUUUGUGUUUGGCAUGACUCCAGGGGAGGUACGCCGCCAGCUAGCCACCUUCAGGAAAGAUGUGGAGAAGGUGCUACCUGUCACUGCCUCACUCAACAUCUAUGACACCAGUUACUACUCCGAUGCUGACGGUGCUAUUGACUUCUCCAGCACUGGGUCGUGCUUCCAGCUGGUGGGACGUAACAUGCAUGACACAAAGGUGCUGCUCGAUGCCUCCCACAACAACAAGUUGGAGAAGGUCUUUCACAAAUACACCGUAAAAAAAGUUGAGCGCUGUGUGCCUCGUCGGGAGACCCGCCAGGUGGAUUGGGUGGAAGUGUGGGUCCUGGUGAUUGCUGCGUUCAUAGGCAUUGGGGGUUCCGUGGCUGCCAUCUCCGUUUGCUGCCUCUACUCACGCUACCGACGGCGGGUAAAGCGCCACCAGCAGCAUCUCAGACUGCUCGAGAGCCCACCCUCAACCACUCCUGUGCUCCCCCCAGGUUCUAUCAUCAUGUUACCCCCUGGGCCUCCUCCACCUGGAGCUCUGCACUCCAAUGGCACUAUGCCUACUGCAUCAGUGUUGAGUUCUGAGCCUCCCAGAGUUUAUGAGUGGCAGGAACGGGGCCUACCUCUUGACACUGUCUCAUAUAGAAGUGCUCAACGAUAGACCUGCUUAUUCAAAAUGCCUUGGCAACAUAAUGCGUCAUUUUUAUUAAAAUAAAAUGUACUUUUACUGCUAAUAAUUUCAUGACAGUGAGUGGUGAAUGAUGCACUUUUAGUGUGUGAAGAACACUGCACACAUGACAAAGCUAUACCAUGUGUCUUAACACUUUCGCGCUUUAUAUUAGAGAUAACUCGUCACUGGUUUUUCUUACGAUUCCGCAUAACUGCCUACUUUUCUCGUCAAUCGAAAAAAUAUUUCUAUAAAUUCCACUUUUUAACCG
Molecule: messenger RNA, 5979 nt
Organism: Procambarus clarkii (red swamp crayfish)
Lineage: Eukaryota; Metazoa; Arthropoda; Malacostraca; Decapoda; Cambaridae
Gene: Cad74A
Product: cadherin 74A
Biological process (GO): homophilic cell-cell adhesion
Cellular component (GO): catenin complex; plasma membrane
Molecular function (GO): cadherin binding; calcium ion binding
Source: RefSeq, a predicted model, not a curated record